Melampsora larici-populina 98AG31 is the source of this 2064-nucleotide messenger RNA. RefSeq lists its product as uncharacterized. The coding region runs from base 1 to 2064 and encodes 687 amino acids. NCBI's taxonomy places the organism in Eukaryota, Fungi, Basidiomycota, Pucciniomycetes, Pucciniales, Melampsoraceae. The transcript has 12 exons. The record is from RefSeq and is a predicted model, not a curated record.
AUGCCUGAUGCUCAUGAGAAGUCAGAACAAGAUAAGAAGUGUAAAAUUGUACAAUUUGAUCGAUUUCAAGCAUGGGAUGAACAUCAAUUAAUCUCUCUUCUACACGAGAGAUCAACAGUUAGAAUCCCCCUAAGCCACGUACGAGGUUUGAGUCGCAACAAUAUCUUCCCGAACAGUGUUGUUAUGCCAGAAUCCGGAGUGUCAAGUGAACAACAUGCUUUCGAAAAUGGCAUACAGCCACAACAAGAUGACCAAAACAAAGGUGGGAGCUUUUCAAUUGGAGAUAAUCAGCUGAGAGAAGGGCUUCUCCGGCUUGAAAAUGCACUCGAUUUUAUCAACCAAAAGAUGAAUGCCGUGUGUCAAAAGGUGGAACAACAUCAACAAAAUGAACGACAAAUUGAGGAACUGUCGACUGCUCUGAGACUCGCAGACAGAAAACCUCACAAGCUCGACCGGAAAGUCAAAGAUCUGGAGACCAAGAUAGCUAAUAUGGAAACCGAGGCGUACAUCACUGCUUCCAAAACUGACGGCCACGACAAGGUUUUCCGUCAGAUCAUCACAACUUUUGGGGGUAUUGAUCUUCAGGCAGAAUACGACAGCUAUGAGAGUGCCAGUCAGAGGGCUGAUCGUAGCAACGAACGGGCAAGUUCUCGCAUACUAAAGCGCAACAGGAAUCUCAACCAAGAUAUCGAAGCAGAAAUAGAGAAAAUUGUGGAUGAUGAUGCAAAAGAAACAGUUGAUCCACCGGCAGGUUCAAGAAAAAGGAAAAAAACGGGUACACAGGAUGAACCACAAGUGGAAGAAACACCAGAUCAACCAGAUGUACAAGAAAUCCAGGUCGACUACUCGGUUUUUGAAGUGGAGGAGCUUGCCAAAAUGGUUUCGGAAGUUGGGGUGGACACUCGGGGAAUGGACAAGUCUGAUUUGAUCCGGAACUGCGAAAAAUUUAAAGAUUUGAUAAUAACACCGAAGCCUCCGCGUGUUGAUCGCGCGGAGAAGAAUGGCUCAAAAUCUAUGGCUUCCAAACGUAAAGGUGCGGACUUGACCUUUGGUGAAAGAUUUCAGGUAAUAUGUCAGGCAGGUCCUGGAAAAACGACAGCGGAAGAACCUCAUUCAAGUCCAAUUGAAACUUCGACAUCUGUUCUCCCCAGUCUUCAGCAUGAAAACUCACCAAAACAUCAAUCACGCCGCAAGAUCCCAACUUCUAAAGCAGCGUCUGCCAAAAAGAAAACCAAAGCUAAAGAACGAGCUCGGGAAGAAUCUGAAGAUGAUUACGAACCAGAGCUGGAUUCCGGAACUAUUCAUGAUCCCAACCACGAUCCCGAUAACAGCACAGAAAUCUCUAAAUCAAAAAAAUCUAAGCCACGAGAUAGUGCAAAGAGGAAAAAUCAGACGACAGAAGAUGACCUAGAAAACUCACCAAACAAUCAAUCACACCGCAAGAACCCGACUUCUAAAGCAGUGUCUGCCAAAAAGUCAACCAAAGGUAAAGAACGAGCUCGGGAAGAAUCUGAAGAUGAAGACAAACCAGAGCUGGAUUCUGGACCUAUUCAUGAUCCCAACCACGAUUCCGAUAACAGCACAGAAAUCUUUGAAUCAAAAAAAACCAAGCCACGAGAUAGUGCAAAGAAGAAAAAUCACACAACAGAAGACAACCUAGGCCACUCAGAUGUCGAAAGUAUAAGCAAAGAAAAAAGCAAUGAAUACAAUGAACUAAAGAAUUUUUGUCUGGCCACCAGCCAAAGGGUUGACAAACUAGCGCAAGAUGUCAAAAAUUUAACACGAGUGAUGGAAAAUGCUUUAGCCGAGGAUGGCGAGAAAGUAGUAAAACAAAAGAUGCGGGGUGGUAGAACAGCAGCCCAUGUUCGUUUUCAUAUCGAUGUGAUGCUGGGAAGAAAAUCCGAAAACAGUCCACCACCACCACCGGCAAGCACUGAAGAGAAGGGAAGGUAUCGUAAAGAGCAGUGGGAGGAGGACCGUCGGAAGGCAGCAGAUGCUACGAACAGGCGCACCACAAGACUUGGUCGUGUGGGUCCUUUUGAGAACAUUUCUCAUCUGGAAUAG